This is a messenger RNA of Triplophysa dalaica, 9465 nucleotides long. It is a transcript of the gene nipblb, whose product is annotated as NIPBL cohesin loading factor b. Gene Ontology annotation, cellular component: Scc2-Scc4 cohesin loading complex. The record is from RefSeq and is a predicted model, not a curated record. Lineage: Eukaryota; Metazoa; Chordata; Actinopteri; Cypriniformes; Nemacheilidae. The transcript is spliced from 47 exons. The coding region runs from base 528 to 8726 and encodes 2732 amino acids. Gene Ontology annotation, molecular function: chromatin binding. Gene Ontology annotation, biological process: embryonic viscerocranium morphogenesis; digestive tract development; brain development.
AAGAGAUGUAAAGGAGGCAACGGUUGGAAUAGUUGAGCUGAUGGAUGGAGGAGAGCAGAUGUGAUGAGAGGGUACACCAGAGAUGGGAAGCGGAGGAUGGGAGAAGGAGGGAAGGGGAGGAGAGCAGGCGGCGGAAGUCGGCGGGUCGCUGCUGGUUGGUUCGGCGCCGGUGGAGGGAGUCAUUCCUGCAGCAGUGCUUCCGGUCGGCAUUUUGUUCUGCGAGAGAGUCUGUGUGGAUUCUUUUAUGAGCGCCCAGCAGCUUUUCGGCACCAAAUCCUUUCUACCGUCGACCGGACUAAAGCGCUAUCUUCCGUAAGCGCCGGUGAGAGGAAUGAGUACCGCCCGUCAGUCUUCAUGUUUGCAUUGAGAGGAAGCGGUGCGACCCGGAUUAUUGUUGUGAGAGGGACACACCGAGCCCGAACCCCUCCACCUUCACCCUUCAACAGCAAAGCCUCAGCAAAAGAUGUAAAGGUAAAUAAGUGAGCAGCGACCUGUGCAUCCACGCGCGCUCCCUGCCCUUCUUCAGCAUGAAUGGGGAUAUGCCUCAUGUUCCUAUCACCACUCUCGCUGGGAUCGCAAGCCUCACUGACCUGUUGAAUCAGCUGCCCCUCCCUUCUCCUCUCCCUGCCACCACCACUAAGAGCCUGCUGUAUAAUGGGAGGAUUGCAGAGGAGGUCAACUGUCUGCUGUCCCACCGCGACGAUGCUCUUGUGUCUCAGCUGGCUCACAGCCUCAAUCAGGUGUCCACCGAACACAUAGAGUUAAAGGACAACUUAGGCAGCGAUGACCCGGAGGGAGAUGUGCCUCUACUGCUACAGACGGUGCUGUCCAGGAACCCCAAUGUUUUCAGGGAGAAAAGUACGCCCACCCGAUACGGGGUUCAGGGCGGUUUAAUGCAACAGCCAAUGAUACCAUCCUACAAGAUGCCUCAAAAUUCAAUGCACGGAAGCCCGGCAUCAAACUACCAGCAAACCACUAUAAGUCCGAGCCCUCCCAGCAGAUUCGUUCAAUCUCAGCCGGGUUCUGGUACCAGGUACAUGCCCCAGCAGAACAGUCCAGUGCCCAGCCCAUACGCCCCACAGAGCCCCGCAGACUACAUUCAGUAUAGUCACCCACCCAGCUACUCUCAACACCAACAGAUCCAGCAAGUGUCUGUAUCCAGUCCUGUAGUUCCUAGUGGAAUGAGAAACAUCCAUGACAACAAGGUCUCUGCGCAAGUGUCCGGCUCCAAUCAUAACUCGAGGCAUUGCUCCAAUGAUGAGUACAUCAACAUCGUCCAGAGGCUUGGAAAUGAUGAGAGUGACCCAGCUUUGAGAAAUGCAUCCUUUCCUGUUCGUUCUGUCUGCUCUCCUACUGGAAGUGAAGGAACUCCGAAAGUCGGUUCUCGCCCUCCCCUGAUUCUUCAGUCUCCUCCACCCUAUACCUCCCCAAGAGAUGCUGCUCCUGACCUCCUCUUGGACUCCCCCGAACGCAAAAAGAAGCAAAAAAAACUCAUGAAAGAGGAGGGAGGUAAAGGUGCCAUGUAUGAUAUUGUCAGCUCCCCCACAAAAGACUCAACCAAGCUUACGAUAAAGUUGUCUCGUGUGAAGUCUGCCGAAACGGAGCAGACAGCAGAGUCGUUGCAAGCCGUAGAGCACAGCUCUGACGCCGAAAACGAGCUGUCGUGCGGUAGCGUACCGUUCCAGCGGAACCCCCAGGAGCGGCUGACUGUGGGCCAGUGUCUCCCGGCGGAGCAGUCGGGCUACCAGCAGGUUCCUGUACUACAAAACACGGGGGCACUUGCAGCCAAGCAACCCGGGGUAGUUAGUGGAACCCCCUACGAUGAGGCAGAAUUGGAUGCUCUAGCAGAGAUAGAAAGAAUCGAGAGGGAAUCCGCUAUCGAACGAGAACGGUGCUCCAAAGAAGUUCAAGAUAAAGACAAACCUUUGAAGAAGAGAAAACAAGAUUCAUACCCUCAGGAACCAGGGGCUGGGGGCACCGCAGGCGCUUCAGGGACACCUGGGGUGGGAGGUGGUUGUAAUGCUGGAAACAAACUGGUACCUCAAGAGGCUUGUGCUGCUAGCAAUGGAGCCAGCCGGCCUGCCCUGAUGGUCAGUAUCGACCUGCAGCAAGCCGGCAGGGUGGAAGGGCCGCUAGACUCCUGUCCCGUUCCUGCAACAGAGGCUCAACGUCUGCCGGAGGACGGCUCGGAAUCCACAGGGGUCUUGCGGCUGAAAUCCAAGACAGAUGGAGAGGUGCAGCGGCCAGUAGAUGGCCGACCCGAGGUUAUCAAAACGCCACAGAAAACCACGUCGGAAGGGCGACCGGAGACUCCCAAAAACAAGCACGACCACCGCAGGGAGAUCUCCAGCAAAACAAGUUCGGAAAAGAGAUCUGAUCUUUCCAAGCACAGACAUGACGGGAAGCCUGACAAAGUAAGAACUGAGGGAAGAAGUCAUGAAAGCUCACGGAAACAUGAGGGGCGAUUGGAGGCUACUCAAGAGAGUAAAGAGGAACGGCACAGAGAUCGGGACAGGGACAAUGAAGGCUCCAAAAUUCGCAAACCGGACACGUCUAAAUCAUCCAGCCGGGUGGAGCACAGUCGAGAGAAGGAACGGGAUAGAGAUAGGGGCAAAGAGCAGGAGAAGGAGCGGGAGAUGGAUCGGGACAAGGAACGGGUGAAGGAACAGGUGAAAGAACAGGAGAUGGAUCAGGAUAAGGUACAGGAGAUGGACCGGGACAAGGAACGGGUGAAGGAUCGGGACAAGGAAAGGGUGAUGGAUCAAGACAAGGAGCGGGUGAAAGAUCGGGACAAGGAACGGGUGAUGGAUCGGGACAAGGAGCGGGUGAAAGAUCGGGACAAGGAACGAGUGAAAGAUCGGGACAAGGAACGGGUGAAGGAACGAGAGAGAGAAAGAGACAAAGACCGAGAGAGGAAUCGUGACAAAGAACGAGACAGGGACAAGGACCGAGAAAGGAAACACAAAAACACAGAAUCAACAGAGCACAGGGACAAACGGUCUCCUGAGCAGCGCUCGCGACCUGACAGUCCUCGAGUGAAGCAGGAACCCCGGAGAGGAGGAGAAUCCAAAAUAAAAUCUGAGAAGCCAGUUCUUAAAUCUCCUAACAACAAAGACGAGAAGCGUAGCGGUGACAUCAAGAACCGGAUUGACGGACAUAAACCACCGUCAGAAUCCAAGAUGGCAGAAUUUCCCAACUACCUGCUGGGAGGCAAAUCAAGUGCAUUAAAGAACUUUGUCAUUCCUAAAUUGAAACGAGACAAAGAUGGAAAAGUGAUGUCGGAUGUGCAGCGGUCUAUAGAGUGUUUUCCCGAGCCACGUGUGAAACUGGAGAAACUGAACCUAGUAGAGGAAGUAAACAGGGGCGCUAAACCUGUUGUCGUUCUAAAGAAACUUUCCAUCGAUGAGGUCCAGAGGAUUAUCAGUAAUUCACGCAGACCAAGCAAGAGCAAGGCUUACAGCAAAUCAUUCUCAGAAAUGGACUCCAGUUUGCCAUUGUGUGAGAGAGUAAAGGUGAAUAAACGCAGACGCAGCGCUACCAACGACAAGCCCAAGUAUGCUGAGGUCAGCUCAAAUGAAGACAACGAUUCUGAAGCGUUCACCCCAAAGCGUUCGAAAAGAGACAAGGACAGAACGUUGGAGAAUGAAGAAAAGGACCGGAAGGGUUCUGGAGAUCAUAGGCGGAGCGGAGGACAUCACGACAGUCGGAAAAGCUCAGGCAAUCGACACAGAGACCGGAGCCCAGAGGACUCUGACGAGGACACGCCGCCACCUAGCUUAAGUGACCUUGCCAGGAAGUUGAAGAAAAAGGAAAAACUAAAAAAGAGAAAAGCCUACGAGCCCAAAUUGACUCAGGACGAAAUGAUGGACUCAUCCACAUUCAAGAGGUUUUCCACCAGUGUUGACAAUAUUCUUGAAAACCUUGAAGAUGUUGACUUCACAUCAUUAGAUGAUGAUGAGAUCCCUCAGGAGUUACUGCUCGGAAAACAGCAGCUCUCAGAAUUAAGCAGCGAAUCUGCCAAAAUAAAGGCCAUGGGCAUCAUGCAUAAGAUUCCAUCUGAUAAGUUAGUGAAGGUCCAAAGUAUUUUAGAGAAAAACAUUCAGGAUGGUGCAAAGCUCUCCACCCUCAUGAAUCACGGCAACGACAGGGAUGAUGAGGAACGAUUGUGGCGUGACCUCAUAAUGGAACGAGUCACAAAAUCUGCUGACGCUUGUCUGACGGCUCUUAACAUCAUGAACUCCGUGCGGAUGCCGAAGGCUGUGUACAUCGAGGAUGUUAUAGAGAGGAUCUUACAGUACACAAAGUUCCAUCUACAGAACACGUUGUAUCCGCAGUACGACCCCGUCUACAGGGUGGACCCUCAUGGAGGAGGAAUGCUCAGCUCGAAAGCCAAGCGAGCAAAGUGCUCAACGCACAAGCAGAGAGUAACCGUCAUGCUUUACAAUAAAGUAUGUGACGUUAUCAGCAACAUUUCUGAACUGCUUGAGAUUCAGUUGAUGACAGACACGACCAUCCUUCAGGUCUCGUCGCUGGGCAUCACACCUUUUUUUGUUGAGAACGUGAGCGAGCUGCAGCUUUGUGCCAUUAAGCUGGUGACGGCUGUGUUCUCUAGAUAUGAAAAACACAGACAGCUGAUCCUAGAAGAGAUCUUCACCUCUCUCGCCCGUCUGCCAACCAGCAAGAGAAACUUAAGAAACUUCAGACUGAACAGCAGUGAUAAGGAUGGGGAGCCCAUAUACAUUCAGAUGGUAACAGCCCUAGUUCUACAGCUCAUUCAGUGUGUGGUCCAUCUGCCUAAUGAGAAAGAUUCAGAUGAUGAAAGUGACAGGAAGUUUGAUAAGGAUGUACUAAUCACAAACUUCUAUGAGACCGCAAUGAGAACAGCACAAAACUUCCUCUCCGUUUUCCUCAAAAAGUGCGGUAGUAAGCAGGGCGAAGAUGACUACAGGCCGCUGUUUGAAAACUUUGUUCAGGAUCUUCUGUCCACUGUGAAUAAACCCGAUUGGCCCGCUGCAGAGCUGCUACUAAGCCUUCUGGGAAGGCUACUGGUUCACCAGUUUAGUAAUAAGCAAACAGAGAUGGCUUUGAGGGUGGCUUCUUUGGAUUAUCUGGGCACCGUGGCCGCACGUCUUCGCAAAGAUGCAGUGACCAGCCAAAUGGACCAGCGCUCCAUCGACCGUAUCCUAGGAGAGAGUUCUGGCAGCGAUGAGAUUCAGCAGCUACAGAAGGCUCUGUUGAGUUACCUGGAAGAGAACAUGGAGACUGAUCCAUCUCUUGUGUUUGCACGCAAGUUCUACAUCGCACAGUGGUUCAGGGACACCAGCAUGGAAACGGAGAAAGCUAUGAAAUCUCAUAGAGACGAUGACUCGUCCGACGGGCAGCAUCAUGCCAAGGACAUCGAGUCUACUAGUGAGAUCAUGCAGAAAGCCGAAGCCCGCAAGAAGUUCCUCCGGUCUGUUGUCAAGACUGCACCAUCAAAGUUUAGCUCACUAAGAAACUCGGAUACUGUGGACUAUGAGGACUCGUGUCUUAUCGUGCGAUAUCUGGCCUCUAUGAGGCCGUUUGCACAGAGCUUUGAUAUUUAUCUCACACAGAUCUUGAGAGUCCUCGGUGAAAGUGCCAUCGCAGUGAGAACAAAAGCGAUGAAAUGUCUUUCUGAAGUCGUUGCGGUGGAUCCCAGCAUUCUGGCCCGGUUGGACAUGCAGCGAGGAGUUCACGGGCGAUUGAUGGAUAACUCCACCAGUGUUAGAGAGGCUGCAGUGGAGCUGUUGGGCCGGUUUGUACUGAGCCGACCGCAGCUAACCGAACAGUAUUAUGACAUGUUGAUCGAGCGGAUCCUGGACACAGGCAUCAGUGUGAGGAAGAGGGUUAUUAAAAUCCUGCGAGACAUCUGUCUGGAGCAGCCCACCUUCAACAAGGUUACUGAAAUGUGUGUCAAGAUGAUCAGAAGAGUCAAUGAUGAGGAAGGCAUCAAGAAAUUGGUGAACGAGACGUUUCAGAAACUGUGGUUUACCCCCACGCCGAAUCACGAUAAAGAGGCCAUGACUCGAAAGAUUCUCAACAUCACGGAUGUGGUCGCUGCAUGCAGAGAUUCGGGUUAUGACUGGUUCGAGCAGCUGCUGCAGAAUCUGCUGAAGACAGAAGAGGACGCUUCCUACAAACCGGCCAGGAAGGCUUGUGUUCAGCUGGUGGACAGUCUGGUGGAGCAUAUUAUCAAAUACGAGGAAUCUCUCGCUGAUGGUGACAACAAGGGGCUGGCAUCGAACCUGGUGGCGUGUAUCACCACACUGUAUCUUUUCAGCAAAAUCCGACCUCAGCUGAUGGUGAAACACGCCAUGACUAUGCAGCCCUACCUCACUACAAAGUGUAAUAGUCAAAGUGAUUUCAUGGUGAUCUGCAAUGUGGCAAAAAUCCUGGAGCUUGUGAUUCCUUUGAUGGAUCAUCCGAGUGAAACCUUCCUCACCACCAUCGAAGAAGAUCUUAUGAAGCUCAUCAUCAAAUACGGCAUGACGGUUGUGCAGCACUGCGUAAGUUGUCUCGGCGCUGUUGUCAAUAAGGUCACCCAUAACUUUAAGUUUGUCUGGGCUUGUUUUAAUCGAUACUAUGGAGCGCUGAACAAGCUGAAGUUACAGCAUCAGGAAGAUCCAAACAGCAGCGUUCUGGUAUCAAAUAAACCAGCGCUGUUGCGGUCACUGUUUACUGUGGGAGCACUGUGCAGACACUUUGACUUUGACCAAGAAGAGUUUAAAGGCAGUAAUAAGGUGGUCAUAAAAGACAAAGUGAUGGAGCUGCUACUGUAUUUCACUAAGAAUGAGGACGAGGAGGUGCAGACUAAGGCCAUCAUAGGUUUAGGGUUCCUGUGCAUCCAGCACCCAGAGUUGAUGUUUUCUCCAGAUAUUAAAAACCCUUACAACACUCUCAUGGCUGACAGGAAGACAUCUGUGAACCUGAAGAUCCAGGUGCUGAAAAACCUGCAGAUGUACCUGCAGGAGGAGGACUCGCGCAUGCAAGAGGCCGAUAGGGAGUGGAAGAAAAUGGCCAAGCAGGAGGACCUGAAGGAGAUGGGCGACAUCUCGUCUGGCAUGAGCAGUUCCAUCAUGCAACUCUACCUCAAGCAGGUGUUGGAGUGUUUCUUCCACACGCAGUCCAGCGUACGGCACUUCGCCCUAAACGUCAUCGCUCUGACUCUCAACCAGGGCCUCGUUCACCCCGUACAGUGUGUUCCAUAUCUUAUCGCCAUGGGAACGGAUUCCGAACCCACAAUGAGGAAUAAAUCCGAUCUACAACUCGUAGAGAUUGAUAAGAAAUACAGCGGAUUCAUUCACAUGAAGGCCGUGGCGGGGUUGAAAAUGUCCUAUCAGGUACAACAAGCCAUCGUGGGUUCUCAGAAGACGGUGGUCAGGGGCUUCCGACAGGAUGAGACAAGCGGGGCACUGUGUUCUCAUCUCUACAGCAUGGUGCGAGGCAACAGACAACACCGAAGGGCUUUCCUCAUCUCACUGCUUAACCUGUUUGACGACAGUUCGAAGUCAGACGUGAACAUGCUUUUGUUUGUUGCGGACAAUCUGGCCACCUUCCCUUAUCAGAGUCAGGACGAGCCGCUGUUUAUCAUGCAUCAUGUAGACAUCACACUGUCUGUGUCCGGCAGCAACCUGAUGCAGUCUUUUAAAGAGUCUUUGCUGAAAGAGCCAAGACAACGAGAAAAGAAGAAGAAGAAGAAAAAGAAGAGAGGGAAAAGAUGCGGCUCUGAGGAAGAUGAAGAUGAGAGCAGCAGGGCAAGCACCAGCGACAGUAGUGAUGACGAUGUCAUCCGUCGGCCGAAGAAACCCAAGCAAGCUGGGCCGGUGGACUCGGACUUCGAUUCGGACCUCGAGGAUGUCGACAAAGUGAUGCAGCAUCUCCCUGACAACCCGAUUCCCCUGCUAGAUUUCGCGAGCGCGUCUCAGGGUAUCCUGCUUCUUCUGAUGCUCAAGCAGCACCUUAAGAACCUCUACGGCUUCUCUGAUAGUAAAAUUCAGAAGUACUCGCCUACGGAAUCUGCAAAAGUGUACGACAAGGCUGUAAACCGGAAGGCCAAUGUGCAUUUCAACCCACGGCAGACAAUGGAUUACCUGACCAACAACUUGUCCAAUGCAGAUCUCACGUACGACGCCAAGAGGAGGAUCGUCAGACAGUAUUUAGAUUUUAAGGUACUGAUGGAGCACUUGGACCCAGACGAGGAAGAUGAAGAGGGAGAAGCUUCAGCCAGCAGCCACGCAAGAAAUAAAGCCAUCACUGCUCUGCUAGGAGCAUCCAGUCCCAAGAAUCACGCUACUGAUUCGUACGACGACGACAGUGAUGCAGACGAAAAGACCCCAGGGUCAUCACGGCGAUCAAGGAAAGGUGGAGAUUCGGCGGUAGCAUCAGGUCAUAUGAACAAAACCGUUGAAGCCAUGGACGUCAUCGCUAUCUACUGUCCUAAAUAUAAGGACCGGCCGCAGAUAGCGCGUGUCAUUCAGAAAACGAGUACAGGCUACAGCGUUCACUGGAUGGCCGGCUCCUACUCGGGCACCUGGGCAAAAGCUAAGAAACGCGACGGACGAAAACAGGUGCCUUGGGUGGACAAUAUAAAGGAGUCCGACAUUAUCUACAAGAAAAUUGCCUUGACAAGCGCGCACAAACUGACCAAUAAAAUGGUGCAUACUUUACGUUCACUGUACGCAGCCAAGGAAGGAACUUCCAGCUAAUUAAAUCUGUAAUAACUCUGGAACUGUUACACUCGACAAACUCUCAGCAGCCAAACUUUAUCAGGAUUCAGCUUUUUGUAAACUAAGUGUGAAAGAAAAGAGUAUUACAGACCGAUUUUAAGAUCCGACGUGGAACUGGCCGAAUUGACACAAUUUUAAAAGUGGUUUUAAAAGUGUGGUCUGAAUUGUAGAUGUGGAUCCUGUACAUCUUUUAAGUUAAACGGAAAUGAAAUAAUCGUUUGGGAGCUCCUUCGCUGUUGUGCAGCAACUUGGUUGUUUGAAUUUUUUCCCCCACUGUAUUAUAGUUUAACAAAAAAACGGAAGCGAAAAAUGUUUAUAUCUCUGACAAAAAAAAUCUGUUUAAAGAAAUAAACCUACAGUGAAUGUUGGAAAUUAGUCUGUUGAUGUUCUUAAUAAAGUGACCUUGGAGUUUAACCUAGCACCCGCUGGAUUUCUUUAGCUUAGCUCAGUUUCCAGGGAAAUAAACUUUUAAACAUCUCCUCUGCUUUGUUUUAUUCUUUUGGUUACUGUGCUGUAAAAUGGAGUCUCCUGGACAUAAUUUAUUCGGUUGAAAGCAGAGCAUGCAGUAUCUGUUGCCUACAUGAAAGGGAGGUUUUUGUAAAUGUAGAUUUUGAUGUACUGGGUCAGGGUCCGAGUCUCUAAACCCCACGGCGGGAAAAGGGACCCCAAGCAUGUGUGGAGGAGCAAAUACUGCAAUAAAUUUUUGUACUUCUCUUUG